Messenger RNA from Xenopus laevis (African clawed frog), 563 nucleotides. It is a transcript of the gene hba2.S, whose product is annotated as hemoglobin subunit alpha-5-like. The transcript is spliced from 3 exons. The coding region runs from base 46 to 474 and encodes 142 amino acids. Lineage: Eukaryota; Metazoa; Chordata; Amphibia; Anura; Pipidae. The record is from RefSeq and is a predicted model, not a curated record.
GCCAUUGUAGUUCAGUUGCAGAAUACCUGAGCCACUCAUCCAAAAAUGACUUUCUCUAGUGCUGAAAAGGCCGCCAUUGCCUCCCUCUGGGGUAAGGUGUCUGGCCAUGCCGAUGAAAUUGGAGCUGAGGCUUUGGAGAGGUUGUUUUUGAGCUUCCCUCAGACCAAGACCUACUUCAGCCAUUUUGACCUGAGCCAUGGCUCCAAGGAUCUCCGUACUCAUGGAGGAAAAGUCCUGAAGGCCAUUGGAAAUGCUGCCAGUCACUUGGAUGACAUUCCUCAUGCUCUGGCCGCCCUCAGUGACCUGCAUGCCUUCAAACUGAGAGUUGAUCCUGGAAACUUCAAUCUGCUGUCCCAUACCAUCCAGGUGACUCUGGCUAUCCACUUCCCUGCUGAAUUCAACUCUGAUGUACAAGCUGCCUGGGACAAGUUCCUCGAUUUUGUCUCCGCUGUUUUAGUUUCCAAGUACAGAUAAACAAAGAAAGGUCAAUGAUGAAAAUACAGUGUCUGGUGUUCCACACCCUUUCACCAGUGUCAUCAAUAAAGCUUUAAAUUCAUUUUAAA